AGGGUAGCUUUCUGUCGGACCGGGAUAAGGCAAUUUAAUCGUCUGACACGGAACACGUUGACGCGUUACUUUGUUCAGCCAACCCAACAGGGUUGUUUCCUUUGGAACUAAACUGAAUGGGGAGCGGUGAAGCCGGCCGUUCUGCGGGGUCGUUGAUGCGCUCUAAGCAAGGAAGAGGGAGAGCUUGAGACGGGAGAAUGACGCUCGAUUUAUCCACUCUCAACUCCAUCCGAGUCUAUUCUCGGUGGUAUUUGGCAAGAUAUAAGAUUCAAUUAUGGAUCAAUGAUGAAAGAAUCCAGUUACUGAAUCAGUUGCUGUCGCAAUUGACUGUUGUUGUUUCCAGAGGCGUUGGCAGCAGAGGCUAUUCACCCCGCCUCGUCGUAUGGAUGUAUGUCCACGUCUCACCACUCAAAAGUCUAAAUACAAAGCCAAUUGGUUCAAAAAAACAUUCAAGCGUGGGUUCAUGCGUCCCACCGAGACUUGUCCUCUGCCUAACUAAGCAUGUGCUCACCCAACAGACUUUCUUACCCCUCGACGCGUCUUUUCAACACGGUUGCAGCGACAAUGGAGGGGCUUGCAGGGAAUCUGGAGCUUCAGACAACCCAUUGAGAGUAUCAUAGUGGAUACUCUUCUCUUUGUAAUCGCCGAUGCCCCUCGUUUUGCUGUUCCCUAGCUCAAGAAGCACUGCAUGGUCUCUCUGCUUCCAUGACAUCACUGGACCCAUCCCCUCCAUUACAGCUCAGCUCUUUGGGCUUGCUGCUUUUAUUUUGGACCACGCCAUGAUCUGAGAGACAUAAUCAUACAAAUAGUCUAGCAUCCUCCCAUCCAUUUUCCCUCUUCAUUCUCUACCCCUCCAUCUCUCUUCUUUUUUCUUAAUACCCAAAACAACAUCCUUCUCAACCGUCAACAUGGUUCAGCAAAUCCCCAAGGCCAACCACAUCCUCGACCUCCUCAGCCUCAAGGGCAAGGUGGUCGUCGUCACCGGCGCUUCCGGACCCCGCGGCAUGGGCAUCGAGGCUGCCCGCGGUGCUGCUGAGAUGGGCGCCGACGUCGCCAUCACCUACGCUUCCCGCAAGGAGGGCGCCGAGAAGAACGUCGAGGAGCUCACCAAGGAGUACGGCGUCAAGGCCAAGGCCUACAAGCUCAACGCUGCCGACUACAACGACGUUGAGCGAUUUGUCGGAGAGGUUGUCAAGGACUUUGGCAAGAUUGACGGUUUCGUCGCCAACGCCGGUGCUACCGCCAACGCUGGUGUCAUCGACGGCUCUGCUGCCGACUGGGACCACGUUAUCCAGAUCGACCUCAACGGCACCGCCUACUGUGCCAAGGCCGUCGGCGCUCUCUUCAAGAAGCAGGGCCACGGCUCCUUCGUCAUCACCUCCUCCAUGUCCGGCCACAUCGCCAACUACCCUCAAGAGCAGACCUCUUACAACGUCGCCAAGGCUGGCUGCAUCCACAUGGCGCGAUCUCUCGCCAACGAGUGGCGCGACUUUGCCCGUGUCAACAGCAUCUCCCCCGGAUACAUCGAUACUGGCCUCUCCGACUUCAUCGACGCCGAGACCCAGGAGCUCUGGAGGAGCAUGAUCCCCAUGGGCCGCAACGGCGAUGCCAAGGAGCUCAAGGCUGCCUAUGUCUACUUCUUGUCUGAUGCUAGCACUUACACUACUGGCUCUGACCUUGUCAUUGACGGUGGAUACACUUGCCGAUAAAUGGCUCAUGGUCUUAAUGAUGUUGACGAUACCAAACAAACAUAGUAAAAGUAAAUAAAUAUAAUGAAUGACACAAUCAUCAAUCCACUGUGGAUCUGUUCCUGGCGUGCAUGUGCUUGCAGUAGCGAGUUACGGCCUUAUCAGAUGGCGCUAGAAAAUUGACCGACCAGAAAAAACCCACUUGACACUUCACGAUGCCUGCUAGUCUAGUCGAUCAUGGCUGUCAUCUCGAUGACUACAUCGCGAUUGAUGUGAAUUCUCUGUUAUAUUUCUCACAUCGAGUCAUUACUAUACUAAUUUUACACUUGGGUAUCUCCGUCGCUUGCAAAACUGACUGACCCAUAUGUUUUACUAUCUUUUGUCGUCGACGUUGUCCCAACUUUUGUCGCCGAUGAAGCCGUCGUACAGGUAUUUGCCGUCAAGAGCCCACCUUCAUCGUUCAGUUCAAUGGCCUGCGAGCCCCCCACCUCAAUAGUCGCAAGCGAUCGAUCGACGAAUACUUUUUUGUUCUUGUGCUUUGUCUCUGUACCCUUCCUUGCUCUUAUUCGCGAUGUUAUAUGUCUCACCAGAUGCCGAAUGUGCGGCAUGCAAGCGACCAUGACGCCGACGGAAAUCUCCACGUUUGACCAGAUGACGGCUGAUUGUGCGUGGUCGACUGGUUGAUACAUUAGCUCGUGGUCUGAACAGUUGACUGAAAGUAAAAAGUAUCUACCUGUUAAAUCCUCUGAGAGUAGAAAAGCCACAAGUUCGCGAACUCGAAUCGCAGCGACAACCGUAAGACUAUGUAUGCCGUCAGCCAAGAUAUUAACUCAGUACGCGAUUUGAAUCCCACUCACAAUAUCCCAACACUGAACAUGCUAAUGACACCGAGUUUCUUCCUGAGCUUCAAUCCCAUCCCCCAGAGCUGCGUCAUGGGCAGAAUGAGCAUCCAGAUAUCCAGCAGCAGAUUCAUUCCCGCAAGCGGCAGAGUGAAAUUAGUGAACCCCGUCAGAAUAAGAUGGCCUUUCUUCUGCUGCCACCCAUUCCAGAACAGCGAAAAUGGCUGGGUUUGGAAGAAGACGAAGAUGAAAAAUCCUACCCAGAUAAGAGCGUUGAAGACUAUGGUACACUUGACCACAAUCCUGAACUUGUGGUCAGGGAAGAUCCGUAGGAAGAAGCACAAGAUUGCUGCUUUGACGAGGACUAGUGCGGUCAAGUACAAAACUUCGAUGACGAUGAACAACUGGGGAGCCAAUUAUGAUCUGACUAUCGCUUAUAAACCACAUGUCAAGGCCAAGUCCCAAUGCAAGCACUGAAAAGUCCCAAGUUAACAAACUGGCUUGAAGAUGGGUGAAGAAAAAGCAAAACAUACUGAUCUGCAUCACGAUAUAAUACGGAAUCAUAACUGCCUAUUACUAGUCGUCAGCGUAUCGUCAAUCCCCCAUGUUAGGCCAAGCCGAAAUUUAGUUACUAUCCUCAAGGCGAAGAAGACGAGUGCAAAUGCAAAGACGACAGUACUGUUUAAUCGAUACUCGUUUGUAUUGUUGGUCGGCGGGAUCCCGCAUGCAGCCGACAACUCUUUGAUGAAGUCUUUUAACAUGUUAGCAUGCCCAGCAAAACAAACCUUUCUUCUCGAACCACGUACCCAUAGUCUGUCUCAUGGAGCACUUCGUCAUCAAGCAAACACCCAUCGCUUUGGAAAAGGGCUUGCUACUACACAUCGCCUCCUGUCCCAUCUGCGCAUAUUCCUUCUGGCUCAGAAGCUCGGUUAGGCAGUCGACCUAAGUACUCGUCAGUGGCAUAGUCAUCAAGUCCAACAUCCGUAGCACUAACAGCACAUUUCGGCGCGUCUGUGAGCAUAGAAUCAAGAGAUUGAGCCGCCGUUGUAUCGUACAGCAGGCAUAACGUCCCCAGAAUGAGAAACCGCCUGCUGACUGUCAUGGUGAAAUGAGGUCGCCAAAACGGAGAACUAAGGACGGGGGGAGGGUAGCACAGCGUUUUAACCAUGCUGUGAAACCCGGGAUACUUUGUGGCACUCCGGCAGUGGCUGCAGAUUUGCAUUAGGUUGUCCAACCCUGCAUGCAUCUGCUGCUGUGAAGCGUAUGACAAGUACAACCAUCCAGGCUGUUGGGUCUAGAGGAAUUACGGAGAUUCCGAUAGGGUCUUGCCGAAUACCUGGUUGGCUUCGGUUAUGCUAAGACAUUGAAGUUGGUGGAAGCAUUACGCUAGGGCUGAAGUUGAGAAUGGGUUGCAUUCCCGAGCGCCUCACAUUUUAGGUUUGACCAGGAACCGUCAUGACAGACCGUAUAUUCGCCACUAAUUAUUCUCUUCUUAUAAGUUGGUAGCUGUGAUUUACUAGAUUCAUCUUAGACACUCGUCAU
Molecule: messenger RNA, 4069 nt
Organism: Fusarium odoratissimum NRRL 54006
Lineage: Eukaryota; Fungi; Ascomycota; Sordariomycetes; Hypocreales; Nectriaceae
Product: oxidoreductase
Exons: 4
Coding region: 909-1709 (266 amino acids)
Cellular component (GO): intracellular anatomical structure
Molecular function (GO): oxidoreductase activity, acting on NAD(P)H, oxygen as acceptor
Source: RefSeq, a predicted model, not a curated record